AUGGCACGAAUGCGACAAAUGCUUUGGUACAUAACCUUUCCUCCAACUGUCUCCAUGCUAGAUGCUCUGCUAAAUGGAGCGGAUAUGAAGGAUAUUGAAGAGAUAGAGGAUUUGUUGAGUUCAUCUUCGUUUGUGAGCUGCUAUGACUAUACUUCGUCUUGGUUUACUUUCUCUAGUGUCUCUUCUAUUCGAGACGAUCAAUUAGAAGGGCUCUGCGAAGGUGAUGGUUACGAUAAGAACUUGACGGAUCAGGUGGCUGAUUAUAUAACAGCAACUUUAUCGAGUUCGACGAUGAUUUUGGAUGUUAUGUAUGGUUUUUGUCCAUGCAAAUCUGCUUUCAAGUGCUGGAGGGCAGGUUACCCUUUAAUGAGCUGCCCAAAAUCUACGGCGGGAAUAUUUUAUAUGAUGAAAAUUUGUUUCAAGGAAACUAAGAUUACGCAGACAAUUCCAAGAACGUCUUCAAAGUCAAAGGCGCAAUCUACUUUCACACUUAGCACUAUGAAAUCGAAAUAUGCUAUGCAGCUCCUGAAAUCUUCGACCAGCCACAUGGACAGGAUGACAGCAACAAUCAAAACCUUCUCAGAAAACCCUAACUGUACACAGUUUAUUGAUGCAACUUCCUCUUCACGUCCGCAAAGCGUGGAAAUAAUUUCGACUAGUGUAAGGACCACAACAAAUAUAAAUAAAUUAAACCCCUCAAGCAAAAGAUUUUCAAGCACAUUCUCCAUAUCAGCGACCGCGAGCAUCCUAUCUAGCGAGGAAGCGGACAUGGAUACUGAAGAAAACACCAUGAGUUCUACAUACAAACCUACAGUUUCGAUGGACACUUCGCCUGCUGGGACUUCUGACGACAAUACAAGGCUAAAAACGGAAACGAUUUGGUCAGGCAGAGAUUUCUUUAAUUUGAACAGUCAGACGUUCAGCAAAGUUACGCAAUCCCCAAUUACUGACGCAGGUGAUUCUAAGCAAAGAAGGGAGUCCCGGACAAAUUUUGGCACAUUGAAUGUCCAUACGGCAUUGAAAACUGAAGCGAUCACGACAGUGAUGGAGAGUACAUAUGCCGACAUUACUAUUCCCUCCUUUACUUCACAAGAUGGAAGCACUUCUAGAAUUGAAGCAAGUGGCACUAUUGCGAAGUCUUCGAAGCCUUCAAACGAAAAUUAUGAGGAAGAGGAGGAGGAACAGAUACCAGCAAUGAUGAGUACGCUGACAACAAAUGAAAAUUGCCAUGAAACGCUUGCUUCUUCUUCUGCUUCUGCAAGAGAAAUCACAAAAACUUCAACUUCAAAAGUUUCUAGUCUACCAAAACAGUCUGACAAGCCUUUGAUCUCAAAAGUAGACUCUACACCGACCGGCAGCAGCGAUUUUGCACUGUCGACGAGUUACGCACGUACAAAUUCACUGGAAAGCGCUACCUCAAACAAGGGUUCAGCUCCCUACAACUUAGAAGGUAUGACAACUGUAACAUCCACCUCAUUGUACGAAACACAGAAGAUAAGCACUGAAUCAGCUUCUCCAGUCGCUGAUUGGAACCCCGAAGGCAUAAGCACAGCGGAAAAUAGAACUUUUUCUUCGCUGAUAAUGACAUCGAUGUCACAUAAUCCUCUGGAGGAUGUUACCAACGUAGGCAGAGGUGAAUACUCACCUUCCGAAGCAACAUUGACGGUAGAAGGGUCUGUUCCCAAUUCUGUGACCGGCAGCAAAAAAGUAUCUUUCGAUUCAAAUGCGAAUGAAACGGAGACCUCAAAUUACGAAGAAACAAAGACAGCCACGACAAAAUUUGGAGAUAGGAGUCAUACAAAGCGUGCGGAUCUAAUUACCAAGAUUUCAAAACCUAGCUCUGAGUCAACAUCGUUUUCUCAUUCAGUUGCACAAACCCUCUCUACAGCUGAAAUUGCAACGCAGCGCAGUUCUUCAAUGGCUAGCAUAGCAGAUAAAAGACCAAAGACUGAGAUUUUGACUACAAAAAGCGAAAGAAGCAACACUGCAAAGUCGAAUAUGAAAAACGAGCUUCCAAGUUCAACAUUAAAAGGUCCUACAUCUUCCUCCUCUCCAAAUUCAAUAACACUCUCUGCAACAGACUUCUCAACAGGACUCAGGUUUUCAGAAACUACCAUUACUCAAAGAACUGAAGUUGCUUUGUCCGUUACAGAAGAAGGCAGUGAAACAAAUUCCUCAGAAGAUGCAGCCACCAAAACCUCAUCACUGACCUCAACAAAGAAGCCAGAGGCAUCAUCAUAUCAAACAACGGCAGCAACGCCUUCUGCGAGUGACACUUCAAAAUUUAACAUUCUUUCAAAAGCUACGGUCAUUGACAGUAGUACUAGCCCAGAACUCUUGUCGACGUUUAUCAAAGAAAACACCAGUACACCACAGGAUACAACCAGCAAAUCCCCGUCAUCUAUCUCAACAGAGAGCUCAGAGACAUCAUCAUAUCAUACAACCGCGUCAAUGCCUUCCGCGACUAACACUCCAGAAGUCAUUAUUCCUUCGAAGGAUAUGUCCUUUGAAAGUAGUGCUACGGACUCCUUAUCUGGGCUCACCAAAGAAAACACUGCCGGUACAUCUUCAAAGCAUGUAGCCCUACCAUUUAUCUCAAACAAGCCAUCGUUCCAUCGCACAAUAGGAGUAACUUUCCCCGAAAUCAAAACCUCUACGGAUUUUACUCGCUUGAAGAUUACAAUCACAAACAGGAAAACCAACAUAGAUUUGCCUGAAACCAGCACAUCUGAGUAUCGAGAGACUACAACUCCCACGGUAUCAGAAGAAUCUGGUGAGGCGGCUUCCAUAACGAGCAGU
Messenger RNA from Cylicostephanus goldi, 2799 nucleotides. Lineage: Eukaryota; Metazoa; Nematoda; Chromadorea; Rhabditida; Strongylidae. The record is from the annotation of a GenBank genome assembly.